Molecule: messenger RNA, 741 nt
Organism: Crotalus tigris (Tiger rattlesnake)
Lineage: Eukaryota; Metazoa; Chordata; Lepidosauria; Squamata; Viperidae
Product: cystatin-2
Exons: 3
Coding region: 74-484 (136 amino acids)
Molecular function (GO): cysteine-type endopeptidase inhibitor activity
Source: RefSeq, a predicted model, not a curated record
AAGCGCAAGGCAGCAGGCUGCAAAUAGCAGGAGACAUCUCGGUUGCGAGCUGGGUGCCGUUUGCUGAGUAAAGAUGGCCUUGUUGCGGGGUUUUUUGGUGUGUAGCCUACUCUUGCUCAGUUGUAUCUGCAAGGAGGCGCUCGGGACCAGGCUCCUCGGGGGACUGGAGAAUGCUUCCCCGGAGGAACCGGGCGUGGCUAGGGCCCUUCAAUUUGCCAUGAACGAAUACAACAGAGGCAGCAACGAUAUGUAUAGCAGUCGCGUGUCCGAAGUGGUCGAGGCCCAAAAGCAGAUUGUCAGCGGAAUUAAGUAUUACUUCACUGUUAAGAUUGGACGAACAGUUUGCCGUAAAGGAGCAACUGAUCUUGAAAACUGUGCAUUUCAUAACGCACCUAAACUGGCACAGACAAUGACCUGCACUUUUGAGGUUUACAACAUUCCUUGGAGAAAUUUUAUUUCCCUGGAAAAAAGUAGCUGCACCUAAAAGCAUAUUUGGUUUCCUACAAGACAGCUUUCUACUAUUCUGAUCUUGUUUCUCUAGUUAAAAUGACUAACAAUCCAGAUACAUUUUCAAGUGAGAAUUGUCGCCGCUAAUUCAGCAAUGCUCCUGCGUUCAUAAAGCAAACCUAUUUCCUGUAAUUUCCCCUUUGGAGUACUUUAUGAACAUCACCUUAUUUUACAAGUAUGAGUUGUGUCAUAGCAGAGAAAAAACACAUUAAAGGUUUUCUUGUCAAAUGUUAA